AUGUCAUGUAUAGAGCUCCUUGGUGGGCACGCCCCUUCACCUAAUGGAGCAAUUGCCGAUGAGUGUGGGAUGCGGGAGUUGCGUCCCGAAGACAUGUCCCUCCAGCGUUCAAGUUCCAUGCCAAAAGAAGAUGUGGAGGCUUGGGGCCACCAUCGCGUCCUGCUGAGAGCUCCCGUCAAUGUGUUGACCGACCUGUCAAGAGAGCAGCUGGAACUCCCCUUUGAGAUAGCAGGAGCUUGCAUUCCUGUCCACAGUUCCAGAGCUCACAAACACCCCUAUGGGCCACCACCUGUUGUUACUGAAGAGUCCCUAGCAACAACAGAAGUAAAUAGCUCUGAGGGGUUGGCAGACUGGAGGCUUAGAGAACAAGAUUCUAUUAAUGUGUCCCAGGAAUUCUCUGGCAGCCCUCCAGCACUGAUGAUGGGGGGGGGGGCAAGGGUGAGCAGGGGAGACACCCAGAGAGGUGGCAAUAAUGCAAGGUUAUACCUGGUUUUGCCAGGUCAAGGGUUCUUUCCAUCCAGGGGUCCACAAGUUAGAGGCCCCCCACACAUCCCUACCGUUAGAUCAGGGGUAAUGAUGGAGCUGCCUCCAGGAAAUACAAGAAUGGCCAGCAAGGAAAGGCUGGCUCAUGUUUCUUUCCCACUAGGAGGCCCUCAACACCCGGUGGAGAACUGGUCUAAGCCUCUCCAUUUGUCUUCCAGUAUUGCUGGUUUACCUUCACACCCUACUGCUCACGGCUUUAUAUCUCCUCGACUUCCGAGUUUCAGUCCAUUUCUUGCUAUGCCUAUUGCUUUUGCUCCACCCCCAAUAUUUGGUCCUACCCUGCCUUCUUAUUUGGAAAAUUUUCCUUCCGGGGGCAUGCCUGCUCCUGUGCUCUCAAACAGAGAGAACAACCAAUGA
Molecule: messenger RNA, 900 nt
Organism: Mustela lutreola (European mink)
Lineage: Eukaryota; Metazoa; Chordata; Mammalia; Carnivora; Mustelidae
Gene: PRR32
Product: proline rich 32
Source: RefSeq, a predicted model, not a curated record